AUGAAACGCGAGUACCUCCCGAUCGAGUCUCUGCCAGCCUGGCAACGACUCAACGGGAUCGCUGUGCACGGCAUCGCGGUCCAGAAGGUUGGAUCCGAUGAACAUGGCGCAGACAAAGGUUGUGCCAUCAUCGCAACUGAAGCCAAGACGAGCAGCGAGAAUGACGCAGAACCCAAGAUUCUCCUACAGAUUCCGUCCGACUUAGUGCUCUCCCUCGAGACUGUGCAUAACUACGCGAAAAGCGACCGGUACUUGCGCGAUGUCUUGGAGGCAAUCGGCGACUUUGGAAGGACAGCUAGAGGUGCGAUCCUGAUAUUCCUACUCGUUCAACUAUCGCAUAGCAGCCCCGAUCUGCGCUCGCGACACGAGACCAUCGGCAUCUCCACUCCUUGGACCGAAUAUGUCAAGUUUCUGCCCCCAUCGUUUCCCCUCCCUACUUUUUACACUGCCGAGGAACAAGAACUCCUCCGGGGCACGUCGCUUGCAGAUGCCCUGGAUGCAAAGGUUACAUCGCUUGAGCGAGAAUUUGAACACCUUCGCCAGGCCACAGAGGGUAUUGCGUGGUGUCAGCAGAGUUGGUGGGAUGAUAGUACGGGCAGGCUGACGAUUGGUGACUGGAAAUAUGUGGAUGCAGCUUAUCGGUCGCGCAUGGUGGACCUACCUGGCAGUGGUCUUGCGAUGGUGCCUUGUAUUGAUAUGGCCAAUCAUGUAUCCGGCGAGGGAGUCAAAGCGCUGUAUGAUGCAGAUGCCGAGGGGAAUGCGAUUUUACAAUUGCGGUGGGGCAAGGCUCUGCAGCCUGGGGAAGAGGUUACGAUCUCUUAUGGUGACGAGAAGCCCGCAUCUGAGAUGAUUUUCUCUUACGGUUUCCUUGAGAGUAACCGGACGGAUGCACGGGAAAUAUCACUUAACCUGGAGAUUCCGGAGGAUGACCCCCUCAGCCUCGCAAAAAGGAUCUUCUGCCAGAAUGACUUGGGAAUUCACAUUUCGACGGUUCAAGGCUCUGAUGGCGUGACCUGGGAGAGUCCGCUAGCGUGGAUAGCAUGCGUGAACGAAGAGGAUGGGCUUCACUUUGGCAUCGCACAGACCACCGACGGCAGUCGGGAGUUGGAAACCACCUGGAAGGGCGAAAAGAUCGAAUCACCUAAUCGUCUGCGCGAUCUUCUCGCGGUUGAUCCCCUAUGGGAGAUUUUCCAGCUACGCGCUGCAGUACUACUACUCGAACAGCUCGAGACCCAGCUCGCUGUUCUGCAACAGACAGAGGAAAGCAUCUCGAAUCUACAAGAGGACAAAGCGGCAUUGCAUUCCAUGUUUCGACCUGGGAUCUUCACAUCGAUUACCCAAUUCCGGAACCUGGAGGGGGAUCUACUAGAAAAGGCCAUUGAAGAAUUUAUCAAACAGAGAACCGAAUUACUCAGUUCUGAAACAGUGGCCGCGUAUUUCAAAGCACAGACAGGGGAGCCAGACGAAGCAGAUGACUUUUCAUGA
Penicillium paradoxum is the source of this 1485-nucleotide messenger RNA. RefSeq names its product SET domain-containing protein. The transcript has 4 exons. Lineage: Eukaryota; Fungi; Ascomycota; Eurotiomycetes; Eurotiales; Aspergillaceae. Gene Ontology annotation, molecular function: protein-lysine N-methyltransferase activity. Bases 1 to 1485 code for a protein of 494 amino acids. The record is from RefSeq and is a predicted model, not a curated record. Gene Ontology annotation, cellular component: nucleus. Gene Ontology annotation, biological process: peptidyl-lysine monomethylation.